Vitrella brassicaformis is the source of this 2860-nucleotide messenger RNA. Lineage: Eukaryota; Vitrellaceae. The record is from the annotation of a GenBank genome assembly.
GCUCGAUCCUCCUGCUCAGUCUUGGACUGUGCCGCCCCUCCCUGUUCUCCCUCUUCAAAAACAAUCGACGUCGAGGGCCUCCUUGACCUCGUCCUCACUGAGUGGCUUGAUGCCUCCCUCAAACUCUGCCUGCUGAAAGUCUGCAAUCUGCUCCUCCUCACGUGGCAGCACCUCAAAACAGGAAGGUGGAGCAGAUGCCACGGUACUGCAUGUCUUCAUCGCACCUACCUCCGUCGGUAGCGAUUGAUUUGAUCACUGGCAUGAAGUUGAGGGGCAGUUUGAGAUUGUCAGUAAGUCAAAACGUGCUUCUGUCUUUGCUGAACACACCUACUUGUUGUGUCUCAUCCGCAUGAGUUCGCUGCCGUCACCAGAUAUGCAUAGUGGGAUGGUGAUUUCAUCGUCAGCGGUCCAUAGCUCGUCCUUGAUCAGGUCCAGCCGCCAAACACCAUCUACCACGCUGGGGUGGGUUUCGAUCAGCCACUGGAGGAGCCGAAAGGGACUCACCUAGGUUGAUGAGAAGUGCUCGUUGGCCUUGCGCGGAUCACACGCAUAUCCAAGGGCACCGCCAGGACGGAGCAAAUCGAAGAGGUCGACCUCUUCCAGUGAGGGCAUGUAGUCAUGUCUCUCCGUCUGGAUGGCCUUCUUUGAGGGAAGAAUGCGGGGCUUCUUCUUGCUCCGUGACCACCGUGUACGCCCGGGGAGGAUGUCGUUGAUCAAGAGGUUAGUGAUGAGCUGCAGGCGUUGCCAUCCAAUGUGCAGCUUCAACUGAAGAGAACGGUACAACGACUCGCUCACACGACAGUAACGCUCCGCAAAUCCUUUGACGACAUCCAGCAAGGCAUUCCGCAAAGAACCGACGGGCCGCGCAUCUUCACCUUGCUGUCUCACUCUGUCCAGAAACAGCUGCCACACACCAGACAGGACGCCUCGAAGUAUGCCGAUGGGCCAGUUGAAGACGAAGAAGAGAGACAGCAGGCGAGUUAGAUUGUUCUGCAUCGACUGCAGCUUGCUUGAAGUACCGCCGUAGCUCCACCCCUUUGGACGAAAUCUGCCGGCGAGGCCAUUUAUCCAGAGCAGGACCUCUACGGCGGCAUCCGCCAUCUUGUUGCGGCGCCGGUUCCCGGACUCGUCUCGAGACGCUGCGUAUUCGGUGAUGGACUCCUCGGGACCGACAAGAGCCGAUCCAACACUGGUGGUGAUUCUCAGCUGACGCCAUUUUUUGCCGCCUUUCUUCCCCUUCAUUUUCUCUAACAUCUCCACCUGCACAUGAGCCGUGUGACUCUCAUCUUGAUCAUAGUGGACCCGCCGAAUGAGUGUCCAGGGUUCGUCGUUGUUGACGUCCUUGUGCUUCGGCCCGAUCUGCUUCUUGUUGGCGGACUCAGGACUCUCUGCCCCUGGACGUCCCUCUGCGUCUUGAUCAUCACUCAUCUCCGCCUCCAGCUCCAGGGCGUCGUCAUUAUCUUCUCCGACGUCCUCCUCUGCGGCCAUCAGAGGAUCCAGCUCAUCCUCUGUUUUCACCUGCACCAAGGGGCCUGCGGAUGUGGCUGCGGCUGCGGCAGCGGCUGCUGGCGGGCUCACAUCCCUCGCAGGGAUGUUCAUGUCCUUCAGGCUGCGCGGAGUGGGGAAAGGACUGUCAGCCUCCUGAUCAGACGGAAACUGAUCCCAGUCAUGAACAUCUCCUUCUUCGGAAGAUUUGAUGGAAGAUAGACGCUCCUCUGCAUCUGACUGAAAUCGGUCGUCUGUCUCCAUUCCGGCAGGCCGAAUUGACUCUUCUUCAAUGAGGUCCUCGUCCCAGGCAGCAGCAGCAGCAGCAGCAUGAGUCCGCUGUCUCUGCCGUCUCCGCUGUUUUGGAGCAGCUGCCGGUGCCGCAGCUGGUGGAGAGGCAGCCGCCGCUGCAGCUGCGGCGGUCGGAGAAACAUCGCGGAUCCCAGAAAUGUACUUGGAAUAGGUGGCUCUGUCUUCUCUGACGCGUCUCUUGACACUGUGCGGGAGAGCCGUGAACUGGUCGUUCAUCCGUCUCCAACGCGCUGAGAAUCUCAUCUAUGGCCACCUCUCGUGCCCGCUCUGUCUCCACCUGCUCGAGGACCUCUUGCCGUGAAGUGACCAAGCGCUCGAACAAGUCGAUUGGCAGGCCUCCUGGCAAGGACGGGGUGAAAGUCGGGAUAUUGCUGAUGUAUUCUUGAAGAUAAUCCCGACACAACUUGACAAAACGAUUAAACCGCGCUUCUUCCUUGCGGCAAUUCUCCCAUCCGCCCUCCAUCAGACGCACCAGGGUACCGUCGGCCACUCUCCGUGCCUUCAUCCUCUUUUUGAGGAUUUCGACAAUGCGGCGGGGCAGCGCUUUACCGCCGACAGUCAGUGCAUCAUCGUCGGCCUCCCACUCCGCUCGACGCUUCCGUUGGUUCAGCCCCGCGGCGGGAGACGCGGGUGCGGGUUGUAAUGGUGGAGGCAAUGGAGCAGGUGCGGCUGCCGCGGCAGCUGCAGCUGCCGGUACUCCUCCCCUCCCUCCGCCUGCAGCUGCCGGUCCUCCUCCCCUCCCGCCGCCACGAGCUCGUCUCCUCAGAAGAGGCCUGCCUUGGUCGUCCACGUCAUCGCCCAAACGCGAUAUCCCCAGCUCAAAGCCACUGGGUGCGCCAGCCAUUGGUGGUGAGUUGGGUACCGGCUGAGAUGCAGGCAGCCAAGUGGUGGUCUGCACAGUCAAUGGGGAGAAAGCAGAGCGGCAGGUGGUGACCGUUUCUGUACAGACUUGCGUGACACAUUUCUCGCGAACCAGAGCGAGUGCGAGGACCACCCUAAGGGAAACAUGCAUCAGCGGUCACUGCCCUUUGAGUGACGGUUCCAGCGGAGACGGCUACUAGCU